GUUCUUCUUCUUCUUCGAUUGAACGCCGCCACAGGACCCUCUUCUUCUUCGAUCAGGGUCGCGGCCAACCCUCCUCUCAAUUUCCGAUUCAGCGACGCCUGCAACAGACUACGAAGGCGCAGUGACUCAAUUCAUGGCGACGGUCGGCGAGUUUCCUUCGUCGAUUCAACAACAGCAACCGCCUGAGGAGGCAGUGCUCUGGCGACGGUGAGAGAACUCCGGCGAAGCGCAGCGGCAAUCGGCGACUUCCCUCCGGCGACGUCCAGUCAGCCACUACCAUCUAUUCCGGCAAACCAGCCCAGACAUCAUGCGGUUCACCUCUGCUCUGGCGACUGAACCAACGGCGAGAAUUGAGCCAGCGAAAUCCGGCGAGGAAUCUGGUGGCGAGCCUCUGCUCCGGCGAGAAAAGCAGCGGCGGCGUCUAAGCGGCAGACUAGUCUAGAACAGAUCAAAUUUCUGACAGUCAUUGUUGAUAAAAUUCACGUGCACGUGUUCAUCAAAGUCCAGAAGUCAAGGGCUUACUUCUAGCGCUUUCCGGUCAAGUUCAAGAGAAGAUGAGAGGGAAAGACAGAUUACAAAGCUAGGACUUGGCUGAUCAAUCAUGACAAGAACAAAUAUAUCACCCCGAAAUACCGCCUUGUUGUUCGAUUUGUAUGUGCUACAACUUUUUGGUUUAUUUACCUACUGUAACUUUUUUCAGUUUGUGGUGUUCAUCUUGAGUCUUUUCAAUUUUCAAUUAUUAAAUGCGCAGGAAUGAUGUAAUGGAGGAUAGAUUUGGUGUGUUGAUAAUGUUGGUGAAUCAAUUAGCUGCAGAUGGAUUCUGUUGUAAUUAUACAUUGGAAUUUUGUAUUAUUCAUUUCGCUAACAAUUUUGAUGAUGAUAUGGUUUAUAAUUGGUUUUGGUAUAUAUGGAAAAAAGGCUACAAAGAGCACACUUGAUGGGAUAAUCGACACAGUUUCUGCAGUUCAUCCUCUUACGCCACUACUAAGCUUAUUGAAGAUCAAUGGUAAGCUUGUAUUGGUUGGUCUCCCAGAGAAACCCCUUGACUUGUUGGCGUUUCCCUUGAUCAUGGGCAGAAAAUUGGUUGCAGGAUGUGGCAUCGCUGGAAUAAAUUAAAGGAGACUCAAGCCAACAUAACAUCACGCCCGAUGUUGAGAUUGUGCCGAUGGACUGUCAACACCGCCAUGGAACGCCUAGCCAAAGCCAACGUGAAAUACAGAUUCGUAUUGGAUUUUUCCACAGAGGAAUAGGAUGGAUUGAAAAGGCAUGCAUGUAGAAUAUGCAAAUUGUAAGGAAGAUGAUGUAAAUAUUAAAUUAUUAGAUGUUAA
Messenger RNA from Cuscuta campestris, 1328 nucleotides. Lineage: Eukaryota; Viridiplantae; Streptophyta; Magnoliopsida; Solanales; Convolvulaceae. The record is from the annotation of a GenBank genome assembly.